CUCUCGGUUAUUUUCGUUUCACUCACCAAUGUAUGUGUUGUGAAAAAUGAAGAUAAUGGCUGAAAAUGAAUACUUUAGCGUUGGUAGUAUGAUAACCUGUACGACUUGCUAUCAACAGAAAAUCAUCGGAGAAGUCUUAGCAUUCGAUCUGGGAACAAAAAUGCUAGCCAUCAAAUGUGCUCCAGCCAGCGGCAAACACAGUGUUCAUGAUGUCAAGCUCCUCAACCUGUCAUACGUCAGUGAUGUCACAGUUGUGAAAGAAUCUGACCGGGAUGUCUCCCCUCCACCCCUUUCUAAUCUAAACGUUGCAAAGAUCAACGCAAGGUUACGGAACAAUAUUGCAGAAAAGAAGAGACAAGUAAAUUAUAUAGGAGUUGGUGUUACACCUGAGGGUCAGAAAGUGUUUAAUGCCAUUGUAAAAACAAUAACAGACUGCCGAUGGGUUGGGGAAAACAUCGUAGUGAUGGAGGAGGUGACAAUAGAGCCCCCCUACACGCUUGAAGCCUGUCGCGGCAAGGACGGCAGCAAAGUGCUAGACCAUGUCAAGAAAAUUGUCCAAAAGCAUCUGCGUGAGACAGAACAGAGGAGCAGCAGCGAUGUACGCAAGUCCCACUCCCCAUCACCCGCAAUGUCCUCAUAGAAACAAUGAAUCAUCCAUACACUACAAUCUCAUCACUAUAUGGGCUGUCAAGUUGUUUACUGUAAAAUAUAAUAGGAAUGUCUUAAUAUUAAUCUUUCAAAGUCUUAUCUUUAAAAAGUAUUUAUUUGUAUAUUUCAUGAUUUGCAUUUAUUGAACAAGCUGUGCUAUGUAUGUUCCAAUCUGGCUCUAUAGGAAAAAAAUGUUUUUCUCGAUAGGUUGGAAUCUGUCCAUGAGUAACGGCUCAGAGUAAUGAAACAAAAUAACCAAGUAAUUUUUAAACAAGAUUUAUAAAUAGAUAAUCCUGAAGUUUAUUAGUGAUUAUUCCUGAUUAGUCAAUUAUGGCAUUAUGCAGUAAAAUGCAUGUUUGUCAAAUGAGCCAGUAAUGUCAUUGAUGUUGUUGCUGUUAACAGAGCUUGUUUUAAUAAACUAAAUAAAUUGUCUUUGAGGUAGUGUAACCAGAUUAUGUCAGAAAAUAUAUAAUUGAACAUUUUAGUUUUAAGGUUCAUUGGUGGAUGUAAUUAUCUGGUCAUUGCACAGAUAAUAAAAGUCCUUUGUACUUCAAAAAUCAUGAACAAACAUAUAAUCAUGAAAACUGGUGUUCUUUUAUGACUUCUUUCAAAAGAAACAAACAGCGUUGUCAUUCUUGGUAGUUUACAGGAGCAAGCUCUCACACUGGUUUAUAUGUUGGUUUAUUUUCUUCCAGAUUUCUUUACUUGAUUCAUACUCGAUGAAAUAUAUUUUAAAUUCCCAGUUUUAUCAUGAAUAUUUGAAGACCUAUCAUCCCUGUUUGUUUUAGAAAUUGUAGUUCAAGUUAUGCGUGCAUGUACUAUUAAGUGCAUAACUCAGUAACCAAAUAUUAUUUGAUUGAUAAUUUAUACAAGGCCUCUGAGCACAGACAAACUAAAACAAUUCAGUUAAGAUAAUUGUACCUUGCAUAUCUUCACCUACCCGUAAGUGCAAGAACCUAAUGUCUGCUUCUAUUCAUAUGAUAUGCAGUAUUUUAGUUAUUGCACUAGGGUGACAAUAUAAUGGAUAAUAUGUCCUUUUUUGUCUUAGAAAUUCUGGGUAUAGUUUGGCAUUCAGGUGUUAUUAAGUCCAUAUCUAAACAACCACUCAACAUGUUUGAUUGAAACUUAAAAUAAUGCCUCACAGUCAACAGAACUACUAAAUUUAGCAAUGACAGUGUACUUGGCAGAUUUUUGGCAAAUUAUGGCUCUUGUUCAAAUUUAAGAAAAACCUGUAAACUGCAUCUCUGGAACCGUAUAGUAAAUUUUGAUGAAACAUAGUAGGAAGUUUGCUGACAUACUUUUACUCACAAUGUUAACCAAAUCUUGAUUAGUACACAAACAAGAUCAGUACGUCAUAUUUAAACUCAAAAACUUUCCAUGAAGGUUCAUGACAUUGACCUCUGUCAAAAUUGUUGUGAAAGUAAUAAACUGAAAUACAGGUGAGCAUUUUAGAGCCACCGUGGCCCUCUUGUUUCCAUUGAUUGAUCAUCAGUUUCCAUCAAAGUUUGCAUUUUAGUUACAAAUAUGAUUUCAAUAGUCAAGUUGACCAUCUUAUGGGCAGCUCUUGUUUGUUAUUUAAGCAUUGGAAACAAGAAACGUAUUUAUACAAAUGAAUGCCAUCAUAUUGAUUAUUUAGAAUAACCUUGUAUUGUAAGCAUAUUUUUUUUAUUUUUUUCUGUUUCUAUAGACUUUGACCUAGUGAUGGAAUAUAAUCAAAUAAUUGUUUCUGGUUGCACCACAAUGGUGAUCAUCAUUUAUGAUCAUCCAUAAUUGAUUUUAAUCAAUCUAUAUUAUUUUACUUAAAAGCUUGAAAAACACAUGUAUAAUACCAUUUGUUGAGUCAUAACAUUUUACGUCCAAAUUGGCAUUAUGAUUGUACAAAGGAAUAAAUGUUUUUUUUUAAAUAUAUAUUCUUGUGUCAUACAAUAUGUUGGAUAAAGUUAAGAAAUCUACAUAAACAUUGUUGAACUAUUAAACAUAAAUGUUAUUUCAAUAGCAAUUAUUUAUUGUGGAAAUACACUUUCGAUUAUUUCUGAUUUGAUGAUUGAUUGUUUUUCUUUUGUCCAGCACAACAUGGAAUAUGUAUUUUCUUAACCCCCAUUAGGUGUUAGUUUGAAGUGUACAUCCGUCAUAAAUGUACAUCAACAUUUUGUCAUUUCUGUUUAAGUACCUUAGUUACACCAAGCCAAUAUUGACAUGAAUGAUAAACUGGAAAAUGUAACAUAUUGAUUACAGAUUUCUUUAUUAGUUAUUAUUUGUUGAGUAUAUGAUAAAAUGUCAACAAUAAAAUUGAAAAACUUU
Mya arenaria is the source of this 2949-nucleotide messenger RNA. Its product is annotated as protein LSM12-like. The record is from RefSeq and is a predicted model, not a curated record. Lineage: Eukaryota; Metazoa; Mollusca; Bivalvia; Myida; Myidae. Bases 47 to 640 code for a protein of 197 amino acids. The transcript is spliced from 5 exons.